AUGAAUGAUCUCAAUGAGUUUUCCAAGAGGAUCUUACCUUUGGAACACAAUAUGCAACCUUCAUUAAAAGAAUUAAAAGAAUUAAAAAAUUCUUUAAUAGACACUCAACCAAUUGGUUGCUUGGUUAAUACAGCAAAAACUUUGGAUCAAGCAAAAGCGAUAUUGACAUUUAUAGAGGCAAUAUCUGAAAAAACAUUAAAAACCACAAUUACAUUAACAGCCUCUCGCGGUCGUGGUAAAUCUGCUGCACUUGGUGUCGCAAUUGCUUCUGCUAUUACUUCUGGAUAUUCAAAUAUAUUUGUGACUUCUCCAAGUCCUGAAAAUUUAAAAACCCUAUUUGAAUUUAUUUUCAAAGGAUUUGAUGCUUUAGAAUAUGAGGAACAUUUAGAUUACGAUAUUAUUCAAUCUACAAAUCCUGAUUUUAAUAAAGCAAUAGUCCGAGUUAAUGUAUUUAAACAACAUCGUCAAAUUAUACAAGCUGAAAUUGUUGUGAUAGACGAAGCAGCAGCUAUUCCUUUACCAUUCGUUAAAAAUCUAUUAGGACCAUAUUUGAUAUUUAUGGCAUCAACCAUUAAUGGUUAUGAGGGUACGGGAAGAUCUUUAUCUUUAAAACUUAUACAACAGUUGCGUGAACAAUCAAAAGAAUUCUUGUAUGAAAAACUUGAAAAUCCUGAAGAAAGUUUCCUGAAAGUAUUAAAUAAAUAUAAAAUAGGGAAUCAAUACUUUACAUCAAGGUGUUUUGAUGAAAUUCUAUUGGCUAGAUAUUAUAUGGACUCCCAAUCAAUAUUCACACCUAUUAAAAUGGAACAAGAUGAAUCAUUAAAAACCAUUUUUGAGACUUUUGAUAAACUGUGCAAACAAUCCUUCUUCUCAGAAAUUCCCUAUAAGACCUACCAUUUGAAAUAUCUGAUUAAAUUGGAUGAAUAUGUUUUGCUGAAUCAAUUUUUCCGGAAAUUUCUACCAAAAUUAUUUAAAAUUAAGAAAAACAGCAAGACUUUAAUAUUCAACACUGAGUUACAAGUUAAUUGGUAUGUAGAAUUGUCCAAAGUAAAAAGUCAUAUGGAAUGUUAUAAUGAUAAUAAUAAUUUAUUUAAAACCCAAUUUAAUCAAUUUGGUGAAAAAUUAAGUAAAAUGAAAAUUCUUAAUGAACUUCCUCCUUUUUCUAAUUGUUCGAGCAUUAACAAACGUCCAAUUAAUAGAGAAUCUAAUUUUAAACAAGCAACUAAAAAGAAAAUCAAAAUUACUUGA
Entrophospora sp. SA101 is the source of this 1248-nucleotide messenger RNA. Lineage: Eukaryota; Fungi; Glomeromycota; Glomeromycetes; Entrophosporales; Entrophosporaceae. The record is from the annotation of a GenBank genome assembly.